Messenger RNA from Dentiscutata erythropus, 2579 nucleotides. NCBI's taxonomy places the organism in Eukaryota, Fungi, Glomeromycota, Glomeromycetes, Diversisporales, Gigasporaceae. The record is from the annotation of a GenBank genome assembly.
GAAUGGCGUCAGAGCUUGAAUCGCUUGUUAAAGAACCCGAUGAAAGUUCAAUCGCAAUUCAUGUUGUCGAUUUUCUCAAUUCUCGUUUUAAUGAACUGGAAGAUCUGGGAAAGUUGAAUACUGUAUUAUCCGAAGUGAAGAGUAACGAACAAAAAUUUAAUGAAAAAUGUAUUGAAACGCAGUCUAAAACUUCUGAAAUACUUAAGCAAUCUCUUCAAGCUUUCAAUUCUACUGUCACUGACCUUGAGGAUUUUCAGGCUACACGUCUAGAACUUGGAGAUGUAUUAGCUGAUCAUUGUAAUACCGUGACUUCCAAUCCUUCAAAUUUACAAGAUAACUUUUCUGAUAAUAAGACGCUAAUGGAUGAGUUAAUCAUGCUGCAACAACAGGUUGAUAGUUUAGAAAGAUCAAAACAGUACCUAAAAGUGUUAGUUGUCGCUGAAGAAUUGAGCGCGCAGACAAAACAUUUAAUUGAAAGAUCUCCUCAUAAAGCUCUUAAUCCAUAUAUUCAACUCACGAAUCUUUUGCAUAGCGUAAAAUCUAAAAGUAGGGAUGCUGGACAUGUGGUCACUCAUUUGGAUGUGUUUUUACAACAAAGUGUGGAUGUACUUUGGGAAGACAUGAAAAAUAAAUUAAAAAAGAAAUUUCAACAAUCCCUAGAUGCACUUAGUUGGCCAACGCCUAUAAAACUUCCUUAUCCACAAGUUACAACUGACAAGUUAUCAUCAUUUAAAAAAGCUUUUACUGAAUUACUUUUAUUACAAAGACCAAUAAUUAUUUCCGAUGAGUCAACCUCUACAAAAUCUUCUUCAUCUAUUGAAAAAAAUGAUGAUGAACUUCCCCCUCUUUUACCCAUUCAAAUAAUGGUUGAACCUUUGAUUGUACGAUUCCGUUAUCAUUUUGAUUCGAAAAGACCUACUAGUCGCAUAGAUAAGCCUGAAUGGUAUUUCUCUCACGUUCUCACCACAAUACAUGAGCAUUCGCCAUUCUUACAAGGCGCCAUACAAGCUAUAGUAGACGAAGCUGGUUUUCAAGAAUAUCACGCAAAGAAUGAUUUUAUACGAUGCUUACUUGUUGGUGUAACAAAAAAAUUGGCUCAAAGUGUACCAGAAUUAUUGAAAUUCUCUCAAGUAUUUUCUCAUACAGUUUUCGAAACUUUACAAUUUGAUCAAACACUUCGUGAAUUACAUAUGUAUAUUCCACCGGGUCAGAAUGAAUGGAAAGGAUGUGUUGAAGUUUUUACUGGAAAAAAAGAAACAUUUAAAGCUUGGUUAAAAGUUGAAAAAGAAUUUGCAGAAGCGCGUUAUGAUGAGAUAAUGCAUUCGGAAGAUGCGUGGGAAUUAAUAGAUGAGGAUAUCUCAGAAGAUGACUUUAGACCAACUAAAUCAUCUGGAAAAUUAAUUAAUCUUUUGGAGCUAAUUACAAGUCGCUAUAAAUUGUUACCCAUGUUUCAUAAUCGUAUUCGUUUUUUUGCUGAUAUCCAAGCUGAUUUGCUAAUGGAAUAUGCUCGAAGAAUUGAUUCUGCUGUGGAUGCUUUUGAAAAAAGUUUAAGUUAUUCUUUUGUAAGAUCUGUUCCAAAUUCUGCGAAUACAGAUGGGAAAUCACAUACAGGUAUCGAAGAUUUAAAAAGAUUAUGUCGAUGGCUUAAUAGUGCUGGCUUUGUUAGUCGGACAAUUAAAGAGUGGGGUGAAGAUGCUUUUUUUCUUGAGUUAUGGCAUGAAGUUACUGUACGUGCGGCUCGUAAUACUGCUACUUCACCUUUACCAUCACCUACUUCAUCUGAGAGUUCUGAUCAACUACAAGAGACAUCUUCCGUACAUCAAGAACAGAUCACUGUUGAUGAGGGAACUGUCUUUGAUGAUCCUGCAGGAUUGUUUGAUAGCUCUUGUGAAAAGAUCCAGUCAUUAAUAAUAAAAAACGUGUCCAAAGGAUUCUUUAAUGGGCUAAAAGCAUAUUACAGAAAAAAUAAUUGGUCACGAUCAGACAUAUACAACGUUGAUCCUACAAUAAUAUCUCACCAACCUUUGUAUAAACGAGAAGAAUCAUCUGAAUCUUCAAAAGAUAAUAACAUUAAUAUAGAAAUAGAAUUAUCACCGGAGCUUUAUACUCCAUUGUCAGAUUUGGCACAUUCUCUCACGUUUCUAUCAAACCAUUUACCCUCAAGAGUAUUUAAAUCUAUAUACAAAGAAAUUUCUAAAGAAAUAGAAGAUUAUUUAUGGAAUCGAAUAUUGAUGAGAAAUCAAUUUUCUGAAAUGGGUGGUAGGCAAUUUGAAGUAGAUAUGAUUAAAGGUUUAUUCACGGUUGGAAAAAGAUGGGUUCAGAAACCAGAAAAUUAUUUUAGAAGAUUAAAAGAUGCCUGCGUCCUGCUUACUAUUCCUUCAUCUCAUCAAACUACAUCUGUUGUUAAACAAAACAACUCUGUACAACAAAAAACAUUGAGUCAAGUUAUGCGUGUUUUAUUUGAUGAUGAUCUAGAAAUUUCGGAAAUACAUAAAAUGCUUGAAAAUUUAUGUGUUUAUCAUCUUCCACCAAAAGAAGCAAGAGAUGUUGUUAGAAGAAGGGUCGAAUGUUGGAAAUGA